AUGAGCCUAAAGAACGACUCCGGUUUCAAGGUCGAGCCUUUCGACGGCUCGAACUAUGGGUUGUGGAGUUACAAGAUGAAGAUGUGCCUGAUGUCGAAGGGGCUGUGGGGCGCGAUCGCGGGCGAUGAGACAACAAGUGAGGUCAAGGAACAGCAAGCCCACGCCGCGAUCGUGCUGAAUCUGAGCGAUUCGCAGUUGAUGCAUGUCAUCGACUCGGCCACUGCAAGAGAAGCGUGGGGACGUUUGGCGCAAUUUCAUCACUGUCAUGACAUGGCGAAUCGACUUUGGCUAAAGGAAAAAUUCGCCUCGUUCAAGUAUGCAGCAUCAAGCAUGAGCGGUCAUGUGAUGGAGCUGGAGGACCUCGUGAUGAAGAUGAAGCGCGCGAACUGCGGUCCAAGCGAAGAGGACGUUUGUGCUGUACUGUUGCGGAGUCUACCUGCAAGCUUCGAGAGCUUGGUACAGGCAUUCCGCAUGUCCGUCGCAAGCUUCAAAUUCAGUGACCUCGUGAGCAAGUUGAUCGCCGAAGAAGUGCGCCAGAAUGAGGCUGCACGGGUAGAAGAUGCAACGGCGCUCUACGCAGGCAAGAGGAAGGGUAAGCAGUACCCGAAGAAGCAUCUAGGACGGCGCGCGAAAGGACCAUCAGGGACCUGCUACAACUGUGGCAAAGUUGGACACUACGCCAGAGAUUGUCGCUCCGGUCGAGGGCCAAGGGAGCAACAGCAUGACCAGUCGAAUGUCGCGUUUGAUGUCAGCGAUGGUUUCGCGAGCGACAACUGGGUCAUGGACAGUGGCGCGUCAGCACGCAUGUGCAAGGAUCGAGAUGCAUUCGAAGAGUACGAAGAGGUGCAUCAUGCGCGAAGUAUUUCAAGCGCAAAGAGCGACGUGAAGCUGAAUGUCAUUGGACUUGGGACAGUGAAGCUGCGCGUCUGGACAGGGCAUGCGUGGAUCGACGCUCGCCUUGAGAACACACUUCACGUUCAAGAUUUGUCCAAGAACCUGUUUUCGCUCACGGCUGUGGCAGCGCGCGGCAUGACAGUGGAGAUAACGCGCAACGAGUGCGUGGUGAAGCGUGGAGGCAAACCCGUCGCAACAGGAAGGAAGCAGGGUUUUCUACUGUAUCUAAACGCUGACUAUGGUACGGAGGGCCACAUGGCCGAAGACGAUGCAGAGUUGUGGCAUAGAAGACUGGGUCACGUAUCGUAUGGUACGCUGAAUGCCAUGGUCAAGGACGGAAGGAUCAAGGGCGCAACGGUGAAGACAGACGUUGCGUGUGACGUUUGCACAACGUCAAAGCAAGUGCGCAAGUCAUUCAAGACAAAUGAAGAAGACGCUGAAACCAAGGAGAGUUCGCGUUCCGACGUGGUGGUGUGCUCCGACGUUCUCGGACCUAUCACGCCAGCGUCUAAGUCUGGUUUCAGUUACGCCGUAACCUUCAUCAUGAUGAAGAGCAGGUACGUAACGGUCUAUCCGUUGCGAAAGAAGAGCGACGUUGCGAGUGCGUUCAAGCGGUUUUAUAAAGAUAUCAAUACAACAUCUGGAACGAAGAUAAAGGUGCUGCGAAGUGACAACGGCGGCGAAUACCGGAACAAAACGAUGAGCAACUAUUGCAAGGCAACGUUCAUCAAGCAAGAUUUCACGGUUCCGUACAACCCAGAGCAGAACGGGAUGGCAGAGCGGAUGAACCGCACGCUGGUGGAGAUGACGCGCUGUAUGCUCAAGGAAAGCGGUCUCGACAAGUCGUACUGGUGCAAGGCACUGAUGACAGCGGCAGACAUCAGAAACAUUCUGCCGAACGCGUCGAACAAGAGAUCAAGCCCACACGAGAUGGUGUUCAAAAAGGUUCCGCGCAUCGAUCACAUGCGCGUGUUUGGUGCGCAAUGCUAUGCGCGUGUGGCGAAGGUGAAGAGGAAGAAGCUGGACGACUCAGGCGUGCGAUGUUUCUUUCUCGGCUAUGCGAAGGACCAAAAGGCGUAUCGGCUUCUUAACGCGGACGAUGGCUCAAUCGUGAUUUCGAGAAGCGUCACGUUCGCUGAGCAUUCUGUCUCGAAAGCAUCGAAAAGCAGAGACACGCGGGUCUUCGAUGUCAUUGAAGAAGAGGAAAGUGUGGAGGCGUCGCCACCCGAUGAUGAAGACAAACCAGCGCCGGGCACCGGAGAAGAGCUACGCACCCGACCACUUCGAGCGCAGAACAGCUCUCAUCACAGACCAAGUGAUCGACCAAGCGACACCAUUCCUACGCGCGCAUCCAGCACACCCGGAAGAAAUGGAGAAGAAGAGUGGAUGGUGCGACCGGUUCGGAAGAAGCGCGGCGUGGUUCGCUACGAACAAGAAUUUCCAAGCCAUCGUUUCGGUCGCUUCAAUCUGGACGACUACGAAGGUGACUUCGACUCUUUCUACUGUUUCUCGGCUGAGAAGAUGGGGAACAAGCGUCCAGCUAUCAAGAAGUGA
Peronospora matthiolae is the source of this 2448-nucleotide messenger RNA. The record is from the annotation of a GenBank genome assembly. Lineage: Eukaryota; Oomycota; Peronosporomycetes; Peronosporales; Peronosporaceae.